AUGUAUCGCGAUGUCGUGCAUCGCCGCUGGGCGCGCGCGUUUCUCUUCCACCUGCUCUCCAUCGGCCCCUUCCUCUUCCUCUGGGCCGCGCCGCUCGUCCUCCGCGCGGGCCUCCUCCCUUCGCUCCUCUCCUUCUUCUCCCUGCGCCUCUACCUCGCUUUCGCGAUUUUCGAUAUUUCGCAACUCCUUUUCGUUCUCGCUCGCCACGCCAUCGUCGUCGCCGAUGCCCCUCCCCUCCCCUCCACCGCCUCCCUCCUCGCUUCCGCCGCAAACCUCGCCGGAUUUGCCGGCACAUCGGAUCCAAGCCCGCUCGUGCAUCAAGACCAACAGAUUCGCACAGCGGACGGCGGGUUUCGCGGGCCCGCCAGCCAAUGGGAGGCGGAAGCGGCUAGGGCGACGCUGGCGGGCCGCGCCAAAUUCGCUGCUCUCUGCGCCGCGGCGGGCGCCGCAGGGGCGAUCGCGCUCUCGCUCUUCCGCGCGCAGCUUUUGGGCGGCGCGGCGGAGAUCGAAUCCAACGGCGCGUGGCGGGAGGACGGCUGGGCCGUGGCGGGCGAGGCGGGGUUCGGCGGCGCGUUGGGGGUGUUGUUCGCGGCGUACCACGUGGUGCGGCGCGACUACCUCCUCGCCUUCCCCGUGCUGGAGCGAGCCCCGUUCUACCGAUUCAAGACGGCCCUCCCGCGCUGCGCCACGUCAGCAGCCACGUUUGGGUGCAUCACGGCGCUGCUCUACUCCCUGCUGCUCCGCCCGCUGCUGCUGCCCCUCCUCGCCACCGCCACCGGCAUUCCCCUGCCCUUCCUCGCCGCCCCGCCUCUGUCCAUCCGCUCUCUCCUCCUCGCCCUGCUGGCCCGCGUGCACGCUGUGGCGUGGCUGGCCUUCUCCUGGGAGGCGGCAGCGGCCGCCUCGGACAUCUUCCUCACACACCGCCACCUCUUCCUCCUGCCGCCCUCCUCCCCCGCCUCCCCCAUCGCCCCCCUCCUCCUCGCCCUCUCCCCCUCCCCGUCCUCCGCCCCUCCUCCGUCCCCGCCCCCCCUGCCCCUCCGCGCCCUGCCCGCGCCCCCCGCCCUGCCCCGCCUCGUGCUGCACUGGGCGCUGCUUGACCUCUCGCUGCUCGCCGAAUCAGAGGCUGACACGUGGCGCCGUGCGGCGCUGUUUGAGUCGCAGGAGGCGUACAGCGCGGUGGUGGCGGCGUGCAUCGUCCCCAUCGAUGCCAUGACGCUCAGAGUCGCUGCUGCUGCCGGUUACCCCACCGUUACAGGUGCGCUGCUCCAGCAGCAGCACUACUCGUUACAGUCACCCACGGCUACAGUCAUAGGAGCCGGGUUUGCUUCUGCUGACGGGCUGAGGUGGCGGCAGGGGAAGAGCGGAGGAGAGGGCGUGGAGGGGCAAGCGGUGCAAGGGGGGUUUGCCUGGAAUGGAGGGGUGAGAUCAGAUGAAGGGGGGAGUGGAUUGGGUGUGGGCGGCACGGAGCAGAGGAGAGGCGGGGGGAGAGCGCCCAGCGCGGCUGAGGUGUUCUUUGACUGGCAGCUGUGUGCCAUGAGCAUACGAGCCCUGGCAGCGCUGACAGCAGCAUCACGGGUGGAGGACCGCAUGGGCGUGGCGCAGAUGGCGGGCGCCAACGCCGCUGUGCUCUCCUCGCUGCUGUCCGCGCUGCUCUCCCUCGACUCGCUCCUCCUCUCCCCCUCCCACCGCCACCCCGCCGCCCCCGCCACCUUCUCUGGCUUCGGGGAGGAAGCUUCCUCGCAAGCGACCCCUCCGGGUGCCUCCCAACCUGCCUUCUCCCACCAGACCUCGGCUCUAGCUUCGGGAAGCGGGGUACUAUUCGGCACACCGACCCUCGGUCUUAGGUAUGGAGAGACGUUUGGAGAGGAGAUGGUGGAGAAGGGGGGCGGAGCGAUGGGAGGGGGGAGAGGAGGCGGUGGGGCAGGGUCGUGGAGGGCGGAUGAGGCGUGGUUGCCUGCUGACAUGCGGCCUCUGUUUGGGUCGAGACAGGCGCAUGCAGCCAAGGUGCUGUCGCUGCUGGAACACACUGAGUAG
This is a messenger RNA of Closterium sp. Yama58-4, 2034 nucleotides long. Lineage: Eukaryota; Viridiplantae; Streptophyta; Zygnematophyceae; Desmidiales; Closteriaceae. The record is from the annotation of a GenBank genome assembly.